Messenger RNA from Dermacentor silvarum, 850 nucleotides. Its product is annotated as serine proteinase stubble. Gene Ontology annotation, molecular function: serine-type endopeptidase activity. The transcript is spliced from 6 exons. NCBI's taxonomy places the organism in Eukaryota, Metazoa, Arthropoda, Arachnida, Ixodida, Ixodidae. The record is from RefSeq and is a predicted model, not a curated record. Gene Ontology annotation, biological process: proteolysis. The coding region runs from base 69 to 818 and encodes 249 amino acids.
GUGGUAAACCUGAUGUCCUCCAAUUUAUUGCGAAUGGCAAACCAGCGGAAAAGUACCAAUUCCCAUGGAUGGUUCAUCUAGAGUUGACUGUUCCCGAUGGAAGUGAGUACGGAUGUGGAGGAACCAUUAUAACGAAGCUCCACGUGCUCACCGCGGCGCACUGUCUGCACAUCAACGGCGCUGAAGUAACCAGCAUCGAUGUGGUCUAUGGACACGUUGAACGGCUCCGGGGCAAAAGGGUGAAAGCCCUGAAGAAGCUAGGGCACCCCUACUACAACGUUUUGUCACACGAAAAUGACAUCGCCGUUAUAAAGGUGGAACGACCAUUCCCGUUUGGGAAAUAUGUAAGGCCUGUAUGCGUUCUCUUGGAACCUGUGGACAUCACCAACACUGAAGCUUUGGUCGCUGGGUGGGGACGUCUCGCAGAAAGUGGGGAGAGAACGAAAUACCUCCAUUACACGUCACUGAGACUUCUGCCGCACGACGUAUGCAAGAGUGUGUACUUCUCAAACUACAACCACGAUGUGAACUACUGCGCGUACAAGAAAGACACGGACACCUGCCAGGGUGACUCCGGUGGACCACUUAAAAUCAAAACCACUACUGGUAUAUACGUGCAAGUUGGAAUAAUCUCUCAUGGGAUUGGCUGUGCUCAAGAAGGCGUGCCUGGGGUGUACACACGGGUGGAUGCAUUUGCUUCAUGGCUGACCGAGGCUGUGGCGUCCGACGAAGGCUACGAGGAAUUUCCCAACGCACCUCUGCGGCAGCCCGUGCAAUACCAAGCGCACGAACUGCCUCGACUCUCUCGUUCUGAGUAAAUUUAUCUGAGAAUACAGUGUGUAUCAUUGAG